AUGGAGGCUUCAUCAGAAGAGAACCCCGAGCCUGAACACAAGCUUUCAAGGCCCAGAAGGGGGGGUUUUAGGACCAUGCCAUUCAUCUUUGUGAAUGAGUCGUUUGAGAAGGUGUCAAACUAUGGAUUGCUGGCCAAUAUCAUUUUGUAUAUGAUAGGGGAUUAUCAUAUGAAGUUGACAGAUGCGGCGAUCAUUUUGACCCUGUGGUCAGCUCUAUCAAGUGCUUUAGCAGUUGUGGGUGCCUUUCUCUCUGAUUCCUACAUGGGUCGGUUUAAGGUCAUUGCCAUUGGAUCCUUCUUCAGCUUUUUUGGAUGGAAAAUUGGGUUUGGAGUUCCUGCCAUUCUAAUGCUUGUGUCAAGUGUGGUUUUCUUGUUGGGUGCUUCUCUUUAUAUAAAAAGAGUUCCUGAGAAAACAUUGUUCAGCUCCUUCUUUCAAGUGCUUGUGGCUGCCUUUAGGAACGCAAAACUUCCUUUCCCUGACCUGACUUCUGGUUAUCACCGUGACCACGACUCCAUGUUCACUGCUCCAACCAGAAACUUGAGGUGGCUUAACAAAGCCUGUAUUAUCAAAGAUCCUAGAAAGGACUUAAAUCCAGAUGGUUCAUCUGCAAAGCCAUGGAAGCUCUGCACCAUCGAGCAAGUAGAAAUGCUCAAAUAUCAACCAGCAGUCAUUCGCCACAGUCCAAGCCAACUCCAUGGACCGCCGCCUAACCUCCAAGUUCAAAAUUCCAGCCGGAUCAUUCUAUGUCUUCACAAUCGUCGGUCUGAUACUAUAUGUGUUGAUCUACGACCGGGUAGUCGUCCCAGUUUAGCCAAAUUCACCGGAAAUCAACGCGGGCUCAGCGUCAAGUUCCGCAUGGGAAUGGGGCUGAUGCUCUCGGUGGCGGCCACGACACUCUGCGGAGUAACAGAAACCCUGAUGCGGAGAACCGCAAAUAAUGAAGGAUUUGCUGAUAGACCAGACGCAGUGACCAGCAUGUCGGCAAUGUGGUUGAUUCCACAAUACAGCUUCUUUGGAUUGGCUGAGGCGGUGAAUACAAUAGGACAGAUAGAAUUCAUAUACUCUCAGCUUCCUAAGAGCAUGACCAGCGUUGGAAUGGCUCUUUCCACGCUGGGUGGCACGUUGGCCAGCGUGAUAGGAGUGAUUUUGGUGAGGAUUGUCGAUGCGGCCACGAAUAAGGGGGGGAAGGAGGGUUGGCUUGCAGACAAUAUCAACAGGGGACACUUGGAUUAUUAUUAUUGGCUGCUGACUGCAAUGGGUGUGGUUAAUUUGGGGUAUUACUACAUCUGUUGUUGGGCUUUUGGGCCUAUGGGUGCUAGGCCUGGGUCCGCGAAUGCAGGGGUUGAAAGUGAAAGCUAA
This is a messenger RNA of Vitis vinifera (wine grape), 1359 nucleotides long. Its product is annotated as protein NRT1/ PTR FAMILY 1.2. Gene Ontology annotation, biological process: oligopeptide transport; transmembrane transport. Gene Ontology annotation, cellular component: plasma membrane. The transcript is spliced from 5 exons. Gene Ontology annotation, molecular function: transmembrane transporter activity. The record is from RefSeq and is a predicted model, not a curated record. Bases 1 to 1359 code for a protein of 452 amino acids. NCBI's taxonomy places the organism in Eukaryota, Viridiplantae, Streptophyta, Magnoliopsida, Vitales, Vitaceae.